CGCAGGCACCUUGCUGCCCCCCGGACACAGAGGGGCGGGGGUUCGCGCUCUGUGGCAUGGGCCUCCGCUGCCUGCCACAACCCUUGGCGUUACAGACCGACCAUGUGGACGCUGGUGGGCUGGGCCGCCCUGGUGGCAGGGCUGGUGGCUGGAACACGGUGCCCAGAUGGCCAGGUCUGCCCAGUGGCCUGCUGCCCAGAUCUCAGAGGAGCCAGCUACAGCUGCUGUGACCCAGGGGUGGACACAUGGCUCACAGCCCUGAGUGGGCACCUGGGGAGCCCCUGCCAGAGCUCAGGCCACUGCUCCGCCGGCCAGUCCUGUGUCCUCACCACCUCGGGAACUUCUGCUUGCUGCCCGUUCUCACAGGGCCUGGCGUGUGGGGAUGGCCGUCACUGCUGUCCCCACGGCUUCUACUGCAGCUUUGACGGGAGGACCUGCAUCCAAAGAGCAGGUGGCCCCCCACUGGGUGCUGUCCAGUGCCCAGGUGGUGAGUUGGAGUGCCCCGACUCCUCCACGUGCUGCCCCACACUGGACGGCUCCUGGGGGUGCUGCCCCAUGCCCCAGGCCUCCUGCUGUGAAGACAGGGUGCACUGCUGUCCCCACGGGGCCACCUGCGACUUGGUGCAUAUCCGCUGCGUCACACCUGCGGGCACCCACCCCCUGGCCAGGAAGUUCCCCGCCCAGAGGACGAACCGGACAGGAGCCGAGGGGGCGCGUGUCAGGCUGGGCGCCAUCCUGUCGCAAGUGCUGUCCCCCGCCCCUCUUCCCACCUCAGUCCUGUGCCCUGACGCACGGUCCCAGUGCCCGGAUGACACCACCUGCUGCAAGCUGCCUGACGGGGAGUAUGGCUGCUGCCCGAUGCCCAGCGCCAUCUGCUGCUCCGACCACCUGCACUGCUGCCCCCAGGACACAGUGUGCGACCUGAAGCAGAGCAAGUGCCUGUCCCAGGACAAGGCCACGGCCCUGCUGACCAAGCUCCCUGCAUGGACAGUGCGGGAUGUGGAGUGUGACCAGGAGGUGAGCUGCCCGGACGGCCACACGUGCUGCCGCCUGCAGUCGGGCGCCUGGGGCUGCUGCCCUUUCCCGAAGGCUGUGUGCUGUGAGGACCACGUGCACUGCUGCCCGGAGGGGUUCACAUGCCACACGGAGAAGGGUACAUGCGAGCAGGGGCUGCUCGGAGUGCCCUGGGCACUGAAGUUUCCGGCCCACGCCAGCCCCCUGGAGAGCGAUGUCUCCUGCAAAGACAUCACCAGCUGUCCUGCGGGCAACACCUGCUGCCGCCUCGCUUCUGGGGAGUGGGGCUGCUGUCCCACCCUGGAGGCUGUCUGCUGUGCCGACCGCAAGCACUGCUGUCCCCAGGGUUACUCGUGCAUGGCCGAGGGGCGCUGCCAGAUGGGGGACAGGCUAAUAGCUGGACUGGAAAAGACGGCUGCCCGCCUGGCGUCCUUGCCCCAUGUGGGCAACACUGACUGUGACCAGCACACCAGCUGCCCGGUCGGCCAGACCUGCUGCCCCAGCCUGGGCGGGGGCUGGGCCUGCUGCCAGCUGCCCCAUGCCGUGUGCUGUGAGGACCGCCGGCACUGCUGCCCAGCGGGCUACACCUGCAACGUGAAGGCCCGGUCCUGUGAGAAGCUGGCGGAUGGCACCCACCCUGCUGCCCACCUGGUGGCCCUGGGCUCCACUGGGGGGGUGUCGGAUGUGGCAUGCGGGGACAGGCACUUCUGCCAUGAUGACCAGACCUGCUGUCGAGACAGCCGGGGUGGCUGGGCCUGCUGCCCCUUCCGCCAGGGCGUGUGCUGCAUGGACCGGCGCCACUGCUGCCCUGUGGGCUUCCGCUGCGGGAGCAGGGGGACCAGGUGCGUCCGGAGGAAGACCCUGCUGCGCUGGGACAGCCCUCUGAGGGAGCCUGCUGCCAGACUGCUGCUGUGAGGGGCGGGGGACUGACACCCUCGGCCGUGGGGACCUGCCGCUCAGGCCUCCCUAGCGCCCACUCUGAACCCACUCCAGGCCCCUGUUCAGGGGCGGGACCGCUCUCUACGCCUGCGCCAUGGGAGUGUGUGGCAGAAGCCACCUCACAAGCUGCCACACACCUGACCCCGUGGCCUGGUGCUGCUCUCACCGCGGUGUGCGUGCGAAGCGUGUGUGCUCCAGUAAAGUUUGUACACUUCCUA
Molecule: messenger RNA, 2171 nt
Organism: Chinchilla lanigera (long-tailed chinchilla)
Lineage: Eukaryota; Metazoa; Chordata; Mammalia; Rodentia; Chinchillidae
Gene: Grn
Product: granulin
Exons: 11
Coding region: 103-1929 (608 amino acids)
Biological process (GO): regulation of inflammatory response
Cellular component (GO): extracellular region
Source: RefSeq, a predicted model, not a curated record